Messenger RNA from Sparassis crispa, 339 nucleotides. RefSeq lists its product as hypothetical. Lineage: Eukaryota; Fungi; Basidiomycota; Agaricomycetes; Polyporales; Sparassidaceae. The record is from RefSeq and is a predicted model, not a curated record. The coding region runs from base 1 to 339 and encodes 112 amino acids. The transcript has a single exon.
AUGCGUCGUCACUUCCGCACUCACGGUCCGGACGCCAUCUCUCCCAUUCUUCCGCCAUUCGGAAGCCUCGUCGUUGGCGACCAUGCAUCCCCUUUCCCUCCUUUUAGCUCUCCACCGUCCACGUACUCUGGCAGGAGUGACUAUCGGCCACAUGUCUACGGCUCAGAUAUGAGCUACGGCAGCGAUAGCGACUGUGAAGAUGGGUCAGACCAGGGCGCCCUGAGCGACGGCGAUACACGUCAAGAUAUCCUGGAAAAGACAAAUGUCUCCUUCUCACGGAUAAAGCUCGGCUCGUACUCAUCCUACAGCGACUCUAGGGCCGCGCCGCGAGGGCACUAG